AUGUUUCUUAUUGGUUGUAUGUACGUGUGCUUGAACUUGUCGAACUCGGACUGCACAAGUCUUACUGCUGUCAUGGCUGCUAGUAUUGUGUUGAUUGCAUCGCCAUUGGAUACCUCAGUGAUAGGAUGGUUAGAAUUUGUGUUUGCCGAUAAUAUGGGAGUGCUAAUGGUGUUUGCUGUUGUCUUCGGUUUGGUGUGCAGCUCUUGUGUUGCCCUGAUGUCGCCUAUCACUGCGAUCAUUGUUGGAUUUGAGCGUUUCCCUACAUACUGGUCUCUCAAUUACAUCAUGAAGUUGUCAUUAUAA
Messenger RNA from Zychaea mexicana, 303 nucleotides. RefSeq lists its product as uncharacterized. Bases 1 to 303 code for a protein of 100 amino acids. The transcript has 4 exons. The record is from RefSeq and is a predicted model, not a curated record. NCBI's taxonomy places the organism in Eukaryota, Fungi, Mucoromycota, Mucoromycetes, Mucorales, Lichtheimiaceae.